CAGACAAGAGACUUUUAUUUGUUGCUCUGUGUCUGAGCUGGGCGGGUUACUGAGGAAGGGCCGGACAUCCAUCUGCAUCUCGUGGGCUUCUUCUGUGUGUGUGAAAAAAACUAAAACGAGAGAGAUCUGUAAUUGCAGGGCGAGGAGACGGAGACAGAGGAGGGACAAAGUACCUGCCUGUCACCGGAGAUGAUGAGGAAAACCUGGCAAGUGAUCGCGAAGGACUCGUCUGAUGAUGAGGACAACUUGACUGGGAUGUGAACACGGACCAUCAACCCCCUGAUCAGGAGUGUUUCCCAUCACCAUGAUGACGCCACGUGAGAGCUCCCUCCUCACCCACCUGCUCCUGCUCCUGCAGCUUCUCCUCCCCCUCACCCUGUCCUUUCUGCACCCUCCUCACCCCCCGCAGGUCCACGUCCCCACACUGGUCCCUCGCACACCAACGCCGCUCACCCGCUCUCGCUUCAGUGCUCAGGCUCACCUGGACUUCACCACUCACUGCAACUCCAGCUGCUUCCACAGAGGAGAGCAGGACGAGGAGCUGACCGACAAACUGGCCUUCGAGACCCUGUACGCUGACGGCUCCCGCACUCUCACUGCUGUGGACGUGGAGAGCGAGGAUGAUCUUGAGGGGGAUGUUCGUCUCUUUGCCUACUCUUCACCCAGCAGAGGAGCCAGAGUGAAGCCCAGACACAAGCGUGUAAGGCGGCAGAUCUAUGGGGCGGACGGCCGCUUUAACAUUCAGGGCGACAACUUCCUGUUGGAUUACCCUUUCUCCACAGCUGUGCGGAUCUCCACGGGCUGCACCGGCGUUCUUGUGUCUCAGCAGCACAUACUCACAGCUGCGCACUGCGUGCAUGAUGGGAAGGAUUAUGUGAAAGGGGCAAGGAAACUGAGGGUGGGCUUCCUGAUCCCACCAUCUAUCAAUAGCACAAAAGAAGACCUUAAUUCUGCCAAGAAGCCUCUGGUCCGCUGGGUGAGGGUGAAACGUACCCGCGUGCCAAAGGGCUGGAUCCAGGGCCCUCAGGAGGUCAGCAUGGACUUUGACUAUGCCCUGCUGGAGCUGCGCUGGCCUCACCGACGUCCCUUCAUGCGUCUCUCUGUGGCUCCCUCCUCUGAUGAUUUGGCAGGGAAGCGCAUCCACUUCUCUGGUUUUGACAGCGACAGACCCGGGGAGCUGGUUUACAGAUUUUGCCCUGUGGAAGAAGAGUCCAGUGACCUGAUAUACCAGCACUGUGAUGCCCGACCGGGAGCCAGUGGCUCUGGAGUGUACGGAAGAGUAUGGGACAACAGCCUAGAGCGCUGGGAAAGAAAGGUCAUCGGCAUUUUCUCUGGUCACCAGUGGCUGGAGAUAGAUGGGGAGAACCGCGAUUACAAUGUGGCCGUGCGCAUCACUCCUCUGAAGUUUGCUCAGAUCUGUUACUGGGUACAUGGUAACCGACUAGACUGUGUCCAGGACUAAGAGGGACAGAAGUAGGAGGAUGUGAAAGUAUAGCAUGAGAAACACAAGAAAGCACUAAGUGACUAAAAAUACAUGGUGGAAUGUCAUUUCACGUAAAGAAAACCGGAGUGAAACAGGAUUAAAUCCAUACAAACAUGUCAGUGAUUCAUUAAAGCAGAUUUACUUUGUGACUUUUGGACCUAGUUUCCCUCCACUAAGGCAUUUCUCUCUUGUGUUUAAUUUACUCCCUGUAAUUCCUGGGCCUAUUAAACAAAUCUGCCUGUGAGAUCAUCACUGCGGCAUCUUUUAAUAUGUAUUUGCCAAGAGUCAGUGUUUCCACUGUAUUAACAUAAACCACUUUUUUAUAAGAGGGCAACAAAAAAAACAUUUUCCAUUUUGUGUGCCGUGUGUUAGUAGACACAAUAUUUUCCAUCUGUGGAGGAUGGCAGUCUACUAUGUCUCUUCAUGUACUUUAUUGGGGAAAUGGUUUGGUAUUUUGGUACAGUAGCUCUUCAAGGAUCAUUCAGCUUCCUGUACCAUGAUCUGCAUUCUGAUAGAAACACAGCUAUAGAACAACUGACCAUAGUUUAUUGAGACCACUGAAACCACAGCAGGUUGUUCUUCUCAAUGUGGACUGGAAAGUGUUAAUUUUUAUUUUUAAAAAGUGCUUGUUAUAUUUUAAUAAACAGAGAUCUAUAGGUGUUUGUGUCGUUUUGUUUUCUAUUUUAAGUUGUGUUGGGUUGUCCUCCUGUGGUCAUAACAGGUACUGCACCACCAACUGACAUGAACAACGGGGAAGAGAUUCAGCUUGGUUUACAUUAAGAGUUGUAUUGAUAAGUCAGUUGAUGUGACAUGAUCAUUAAUCAUUUUCUCAAAUUAGAAUGCUAAAAGAGAACCUGAGAGCCAAAUAUUUGAAGUUUUUUUGCAAACCAUGAUCAGUUUUAGACUUGGUUGGACAAAGAUUAGUAAAAUAUUUAAUCUUGGGAUUUCAGACGCUUAUUUUACAUUUUACCAAACAAAGAGUUAAUACUGAAAAUAAUAAUCUGCCAUAGCACUAACUGAAUUAGAUGAGCAGCCUCUUGUCAUCCAAUCAUUUGUGCAGUAGUAUCUGAACCUGAACCAUUCACCAUGAUGCCAUUGGAGGUGAAAUUAAUCUGAUGUGACAGAUGACCAUAUGAUUAAAAUAUGACAAAUUUGAAAAAGUAGGCAAAGAGGUUUGAUUUUCCACAAGAAAAAAAAUAGCAAAAAGCAGAACAAGUCAAUAGUUUAGUGCUUUUUAUUAGAGAUAAGGAGACGAUACAAAACAUCCACCAUUCAAUAAUCAGUCUGAGCUCCAACUGCUGGUCCUUCAUAUACACAUCGCUCCCCAUCAAACUUCAUAACACCAAAGAUUUUAAAUCAAGGAAGUCCUGGUUUUAACAUGUACAAGGAAUGUUGUAUGUUUACUACAUCAAAUGCCAUGGUUUUUCUGACCCAGACCUGAAAAUAAUAAAAGGAAUUGCUUAAGUUUUGGAAUUUGCAUGUUAAUAAAAUGAGGAGAAAACCAUGGAGAAA
Scophthalmus maximus (turbot) is the source of this 2995-nucleotide messenger RNA. RefSeq names its product serine protease 23 (gene prss23). Gene Ontology annotation, biological process: proteolysis. Gene Ontology annotation, molecular function: serine-type endopeptidase activity. The coding region runs from base 305 to 1462 and encodes 385 amino acids. NCBI's taxonomy places the organism in Eukaryota, Metazoa, Chordata, Actinopteri, Pleuronectiformes, Scophthalmidae. The transcript is spliced from 2 exons. The record is from RefSeq and is a predicted model, not a curated record.